CCUCGCCGCAUGCUCCGGUGCGGGCUCUCACUCCAUUUUAAACUGCAUUCUCAGUCUCUUCCUCAGGGCCUGGGCCUGGCACGUCGGCCCCGCACAACCCCGCGCGGACGCGCCCCCCGGCACCCCGGAGGUCCGUUCCCGCCAUUCCGCCGUGGGCGCGGCUGCGUGGGGGCGCUUCUCCGAAAGCGGUCGGCUUGCGCUUGAGUGGGAUCUGAGUCGAAGCUCGACGCUCGAGCUUGGGCCGCGAGAUCUAGCUGCUCGUCUUCGUCCUCUUCAUGUCGCAUUGCAGAAAAUCGCUAUAUAAUAAGACGCAGCCGCGCCGGUAGUCACCCCACAAGCCACAACAUGUCCAUUCCAGACAGGGACAAGGUCGAGCCGCAGGACGUCGACGACCUCGAGCUCACGCUCUCGCGCGAGGAGCGCAAGAGAGCCGAGCGCCGCCUGAUGCGCAAAGUCGACUUCAUUAUCACGCCCCUUCUCGGCGUCACUUUCGGUCUCCAGUACUAUGACAAGGCGGCACUGGGAAGCGCCGCAGCCUUCGGGAUUCUCCAGGACCUGGACCUCGCCGUCACGAGAAACGGCAAGACUAACACCACACGCUACGCCACGGCCGUCGCAGCCUUCUACUACGGCUACAUCGCGGCCGUGCUUCCCAUGGCGCUCGUGUUCGCACGCUUCAACCUCCGUUACACUGCUGCCAUUGUCGUCGUGCUCUGGGGCGUUGUGGCCAUGCUCACCGUCGUAGUGCGAGACUACGUAGGCCUCACCGUCCAGCGCGUCUUCCUCGGUCUUCUCGAGAGUGGUGUUUCGCCAUGCUUCGUCGCCAUCACCGCCCUGUGGUACAAGCCGCGCGAGCAGGCUGUGCGCAUGGGCUAUUGGUACUCUUUCUGUGGAAUCUUUUCGAUGUUUUCCGGCGCCAUCAACUAUGGCCUCGGCAGCGCUGGCGGACCCAGCGCAUGGAAGAACAUCUACUACUUCUGCGGCGCCGUCACCAUCUUCUGGGGUCUCGUGCUGGCCGUCUGCCUCCCCUCGUCCCCGCUCGAGCCCGGCCGCCUCUUCAAGGCCGAGGAGGCUGCGCUCCUCCGCCGCCGCUUCGAGGAGAACCCGUUCGCGCGCGACCGCCGCCCCUUCGUCGCCGCGCAGGCGAAGGAGGCCCUCCUCGACUACAAGACGUACAUUUACGUCCUGAUCGCCGCGCUUCUCUACCUGUGUAACGGCGCCGUCACAGGCUUCGGCGCCAUCAUCAUCAAGUCGAUGGGAUACUCGGGCGUCAACAGUGUCGCCCUCACCAUCCCAGGUGGCGCAGUUACCGCUGUGACGAUUUGGCUUUUCUGCUGGCUCGCGGACAAGUACGGCAACCGCACACUGUGGUUCAGCGCCUCGUGUGUGCCCGUCAUUGUGGGCGCAAUCACGAUUUGGGCCGCGCCUUGGCACCCCACUGCCGGCCCGCUUAUCGGUUACUACCUUGUGGCGGCCUUCGGCGCGCCCUAUGUCCUACUCUUGGCGCUUGCGAGUGCCAACACUGCCGGCUCCACCAAGAAGGCCGUGACCAACGGCGCUAUCUUUGUCGGCUACAACAUCGGUAACAUUGCAGCGGCGUACACUGUCCGCACGGAAGAGGCUGCGAUCCGCUACCGCUCCACGUGGAUCACCAUCAUUGCAUCGCAGGUCGCGUCGUGCGCGCUCAUGCUUCUCCUGCGCGUGGUCUGGCAGCGCGAGAACCAUCGCCGCGCGGGCGCCAUCACCCCGCCCUCGGACGACGAGGACAAGAUCAUCCAGCGCCUCGAGGAGUACGAGGACCUCACGGACCGCCAGAUCCCGUCGUUCCGCUACACCUUGUAACCUGUGAAAACCAGUCGCAUCAUAUAAUUAGACAUGGAAUGCAUCCUCUGCUCCACUUUGGG
Messenger RNA from Cutaneotrichosporon oleaginosum, 1904 nucleotides. RefSeq lists its product as uncharacterized. Gene Ontology annotation, biological process: transmembrane transport. Lineage: Eukaryota; Fungi; Basidiomycota; Tremellomycetes; Trichosporonales; Trichosporonaceae. The record is from RefSeq and is a predicted model, not a curated record. Gene Ontology annotation, molecular function: transmembrane transporter activity. Gene Ontology annotation, cellular component: membrane.